ACGCAAACGGCCACGUGGGUUUUGGCCGGCUUGUCUCAUUUGCGUGCUUAGCAGUCUUUGCGUCCUGACCGGGAAGCAGCUUGCGUUCGCGCAACAUGAGCCAAAUCUUCCACCUGGAGGUGCGGAUCAUAACACUUGGCAACGUUUGUUAGCAGUGGAGGAGCAAAAACAUCUUCUUCACGAGGAUAAUUCAAAAAAAACUACCCUCGUAGAAGGAGUCUUCCAAAAUACUUUCCAACGUUUGCUAGGAGUAGGCGAUCAAGUAAACCCAGAUCCCUACACUUGGCAACGCUUCGUGGGAGUAGAAGACCAAGGCACAGAUCGGGACGAUAUUAUCGUAUCGACCUUGCAACGCUUCUUAGGAACAGGAGAACAAGUACAAGACCCAGGAAUCAAGACUGCAUCAGCACUUGUGACAAGAACACAGCGGAACCCGAUCGCACUUCUCAAUAUUGCGAUCGGCGUGGCGUUGCAGUGCGUGACGAUUGUACUGAUUUCGGUUACAAGAGUGGCCAUGAAGCAGACUUAUGAUUUCUUGCGGAAAUCGAUCAUCUGCUCGAGAAGUAUCUUCACUUUAUUUGAUGAAGAUUCAGGUUCUACUAAAGGGGAAAGGAAGGGCUUUGGCUUUCGGAUGUUUUUUGUUUAGAACAUCGGUUUUCAGGGAAGUAGGUCUAACAGACACAGGCAGUCGGACUGACCUCUCGCGAGUUGGCAGCUUACUCGUACUGUGUGAAUUCAGUUCUGCUUCUCUUGAUCACCUAUGUGUACGAGGGCUACACCUUGAGCGGAUGGCGAGACCAGUUUUACGAUCGCUUGACGUGGAAAUCUUUGGGAUUCUUACUCUUUGUCGCGAUCGUGAUCAACUACUUCGCAAAUCAGUGGCAAAUCGAGACUGUCCGAGUACUCGGCCCAACAUUGUACAGCAGUUUUCAGCCACUGCGAAUGGUGUCGUCGAUUUUCGGAAGCCAUUUCAUCCUCAAUGAACCAGUGAGUUCUUGGUUAUCAUGGCUAGGAAUCUUCGCCUUGUGCGCAACGCUGUCUUUGUUUUUCGGAUCGCAAAUACUGUUGCGCGAUGAAGACGAGGACGACCAACGCGGUAGUGCAACAAGGGAGGGCGGGCGACGUCGCAGUGAUGUCGAGCGGACGUCUGAACAAGAAACUACUGAAAGAAAAUUUUGUUUGGAAAGCAAACAAGAAGAAGAACCAGAUGAAAUAAGACCUACAGCUAGUACUACAAAGAAGACAAAAGUUGUAUUGACACCACAUGGUUUUGGGACGAUGAAAGCAGUUGUUGUAGAAGCAGUUCCUACGGUUGAAGCGCCAGAGGAUGCUACCAGUAAAGACGAAGGUUUUUCGGGAAACAAGAACGCUCCACCAACGCAUCUCAUAGGACGAAAGAUGAGACUCGCUGCAGAAUAAGAUACUUGAAUUUUCCAUUGCCUUGCCCUUGGACCCGAACAUUAAUUCUGUCCUUGAUUUUCAGAAAUAUUGAUUCAAUUUUCCUUUCAUAGACAGUAAGUGCAAGUCCUGUCCUCAAUUUUUUAUCGCACGACGUUUUCAUGGCUUGACUUAGUACGACCACCAGGACUGGACGUAAACGUUUUCUGCGGGGACUUGUUCAAGGAUGCAACGUUUUUUGUGCACAAAAAAUGUUUUGAAACGCAACCAUGUAAAAUUGAUCCGAGGACGAUCAG
Messenger RNA from Amoebophrya sp. A25, 1694 nucleotides. Lineage: Eukaryota; Dinophyceae; Syndiniales; Amoebophryaceae. The record is from the annotation of a GenBank genome assembly.